GUUUGACAGGUCAGCUUCGUGCCUCUUUGUAGAUUUCCAAGUAGCGUUAAAUUUUAUUUUGUUUAAACUUUUCAUUUAUGCAUCAAAAGUAACAUGUAUUUCUCAGUAGAAUUAGAGUAUAUUAUAUUUUAGUCAAUACCUAGUGCACUAACAGUGUUACAUAAACAGUAGAGUGGUAAUAGUGUCGGCAAUUCAUGCAUAUAGGAUAUAACAACACGAAUCACGAUACGUCAGUGAAUGAAUGUUGGCUGUAAGAUAAUGGAUGUGGAUACACCUAACAUAUUGAAACGGUGUAGCAGUGCGCCUCUAAUCAAUGAGACUGCAUCGACAGCAGCUACAUCGCCAACGACGACAACUGCGCCCAGAAGCACCUCCUUCUUCGGCAUGUUCUCCAACAACAGUUUGCCGCGGACGCGAAGUAAUAGCAUCAGCUGUAGUCCCCUCUCAGCCGCUAUAAAUAUACCUGUGCUGCAAGGCGCGUGCGGGCGGCGGCUGACCCCGCGCGUGAACCAGCUGCGCGCGGAGGAGUGCGCCGACGUGAGCAACACGCGCGAGCUGGCGCACGAGCGCGAGGUGCACAGCGCGAUGGCGAUGGGCCAGUCGUGCGAGGACCUCACGCUGGUCGCGGGCCUCGCCAACUCGCCCACCAGGGUGCCUAGGUUCACCACAGUAGUAUCCCCAUCCCCCCCGCGCAAGUAUACAACGCGGCGGAGUCUCUCGCCCAACCCGCUCCGGGCGUCCAGCUUCAGCCCCAUCAGCCGGCCCAACGUGCUGGUCGGCAAGCGGCGCUGCGACGACGCGGAGAUGUCUCUCUCGAAACGCAUGUGCACCGACAGACGGACCCCCACGACCCCCGGGACCCCGGACUCGGACUCGCUGGACUGUACAUUCAGACCGGUCUCGCCCCGGCCUCAGCCGAUGAACGAGUCCGACUCGCCCGACACCCAAAACCACAAGGCUAACCCCAGCUAAUACACGUGCGGGGAGAUACUGGUGUUGCCCUCUUCUUCGGCCGGCCAGGUGCGGUACGUUUACACGUUUGUGUCCGAUUUUGCAUCUCAUUGGUCCAGUGAACUGUUCUGACUGCUCAUUGAUGCGUACGCUAACAGUCAGGCUUAAGAGAUGAGUCGGUUGUCAUGUAUGUAUUUAUCAUCCAAUUUGUUGGGCUCGAUUUUGAUGAUUUGAAGUGACUUGUUCCACUUUUUGUCAGAUUUUCGAAUGUAGAAACACGUUUUUUUUAGUAAUUAAAAAAUAAAACGUUGUUUCGUAAAUUGCCAAUUUUUUAAGUCCCAUUAUUAUAAAAUAAUUUGCCCCCUUCUUAACAAAUUGACACUGGCUUCAAGCUUAGACAACAAGCAGAUCGGAUGAUAAAACGGAUUGUCUAUCCGAUUCUAGCUCACAUAUACUUAAGACACCAGCGAGAUGCGUGAAAUUGUGAUAGACUCCUAGACAACAACCCCUAUUUUGAACGUUUAGUUCCUAAUAAAGUUGUAGCAAAUGGACACGAGUGCCCUUUUAUAGCCAAAGCAUCAAACUUUAAUGUACAUAUAUAUAUUAAGUGUGCUGUAUAUAGCUGUAGUACUAAGGAAUAUAGCCAUUAUAUUAAUAAUAUUAGUUAGGGAGUCGUAACACUCCAUUCAUCCCGCCUUUUCAUUUUAUUUUAGGAAGUUUUUGGCGUGUUUUUACCUUAAGUCUAAUGGAUUAGUUGUAUUUAUUUUUCGUUUAUUGCGUAAUUAUUGUUGGCAGCUGUUUUCAAUAUAACUGUUCCCACAUCUUUAGUGGAAUCUAAUAAGUUUUGUUUCCGUAAUUGUCCUUAAAAUAUA
Zerene cesonia (dogface butterfly) is the source of this 1823-nucleotide messenger RNA. RefSeq lists its product as uncharacterized. Gene Ontology annotation, molecular function: protein serine/threonine phosphatase inhibitor activity. Bases 238 to 972 code for a protein of 244 amino acids. The record is from RefSeq and is a predicted model, not a curated record. Lineage: Eukaryota; Metazoa; Arthropoda; Insecta; Lepidoptera; Pieridae. The transcript is spliced from 4 exons.